UUUCCAACAGGUGGACGACAAAGCACAUGCAUUGGGCUCAUGGAGUAGAUUCAACACCUACGCUCACCCACUGGACUCGAAGAUGGACAUGGUGACAGAUGAGAACCACAUGGAGGAGAUGGAGAUGGAGACAGAGAAAAACCAAAGUAUGGAUAAUGACUUUUCUGCCACACUGUCAGAGGAGACGGACAGACAUCUGACAAUCAGUGAACAGCCUUCCAGCAGCUGCAGGAGAGUCAGAUUGAGAUCUAGACCCAAACUCCAGUCCACAAAAAGCUUCCCCCCUUACAGUCAGUGUAUAGGUGGACUCGGAGAGGACGGGGAGCAGGACAAUGAGCUCGAUUCAGAAUCAAGCGAAGUGAAUAGGGAAGACAGGAGUGAGGUCAUUCAAGGCACGGAAAAGAAACAGGACAUUGAAUUGAUCCCAAGAUGUGCAAGGGAUGAAGUGAAGUUAAAAUGGAGGCUGAGGAGGAGGGAGAGGUUAGGUGGGAGCCAUGAGGCUGAUACAGACAGAUGGGAGAGGGUGAGGUGGAGCGGGAAAAGAAGGGUAGAGGAGACUGUAAGAAAGAAGGAGUGGGAAUAUGAAGAGGGGGGCAUGAGCAGUGAGUUGAAACACAGGAGAAAUAAAGACUCCAGUUUGGUCAAAGAAAGAAAAGAAGAGGAGGAUACAGAGAGGAAGAGAGUUUUGGCAACAAAGGAAGGAGACGAGGAGAGCGAGGUGACCCCAGAGGGGAUGGAUGAAGAGGCCAAGGAGCUGAGAGGCGGCCCCGCAACACAUCAGUGGUCCUCCCCACAUCCAGUUCUCUCCAAGCUUUUGCACUCCUCCACCUCCUCCUCCAGCUCCUCCAUCAACCUCUCCUCAGCAGAGAGCGAUGAGGUCUUCAGCGAAGGAGAGGAUGUUGACUCAAAGAGGAGGGCGUUCAGGAAGAGCCGUUCCUGGAAAACCUACCUGACCAUGAUGCACUGGUCGCUGCGGCGGCAGAGCUCCUGGGUCCAGCUGGCUGGACAUCAAGGUAACUUCCAGCUGAGUGAGGGAGGGGAGGUGUUGAAACUGUAUAGUGAGGUGGAGGCAAAGUGCCUUGAGUUAUUGAUGAGCGACCCGCUGAGACCCUUUGUCCCGCAGUAUCAUGGCUUGGUCACCAGGGGGGAGCACUGCUACAUCCGCCUGGAGGACCUGCUGAGCGGCCUGAGGAGACCUGUCAUCAUGGACUGCAAGAUGGGAGUCAGGACAUACCAGGAGGACGAACUGAUCAAAGCUCGCACUAAGGCCACCCUGAGGAAUGACAUGUACCAGAAGAUGGUGAAAGUAGACCCAUCAGCUCCAUCAGCAGAGGAGCAUGCACAGAGAGGGGUGACCAAGUUUCGAUACCUUCAGUGGAGGGACACAACCAGUUCUACAUCCACGCUGGGCCUCAGGAUAGAGGGCAUCAUGAUGGAGGACGGCAGUGUCCAACGGGACCUCAGGAAAAUCCUGACUCCAGAUCAGGUCACAAAUGCAAUGCUCUACUUCACCAAGAGUCAGCUGGACAUCCUGAAAGCAUACCACACCAGACUCCUGGCCCUGAGAGAUGCUCUGAAGAACUCACCAUUUUUCAAAACCCAUGAGGUGAUUGGCAGCUCGCUUCUCUUUGUGCACGACCACAGCAGCAAGGCCUGCGUGUGGAUGAUAGACUUUGGGAAGACGACCCCGGUGCCUGACAGGACCGAGCUCCAACACGAUGUCCCAUGGUUCGAGGGGAACAGAGAGGACGGCUACCUCAUCGGUCUGAGGUCUCUGAUCAACUCUCUGGGCGAGGCCAUCAGUGGGGCCUGUGGGCUUCGGGAGGACAGCUGUGGAGAAGAAGAGAGUGGUACAUGAAGUACACCGAGGGUUGUGGUGGAGACACUCGAACACUCAUAUUCAGAAUCAGGUGGACAAAAUGGCCGCUGUUACUCUUUGAACUGUCGCCUCAUGUCAUUCACUGGAGGAGACAACAGAGGAGCAUUUGUUGAUGGGAAAUCUGUCUUCACAGGCUGAGGAAGAAGAACAAGGGAGUACAAUGCAGCUACAAUCCAUGGACAUAUGAUAUGUUUGUCUUCCAAUUGCACAUCUGGUAUGUGAACACUGUAACUGUGAAGACAGUGUUUUGUUACAAAGACUUUGUCUUCUUUACUGUUCCCUUUUUUUUCCCCUUUUUAUUAUUCAUGAAGGACCAAAAACAAAUUUUCCUCAAAAACUUAGAUCUGUGUGGAAAUAUAUACUAAGAUCAUUUGUUUACAGCAGCAAAGAAAACUCUCAUACACGCAAACACGCACAUCAUAUCAUAAAGAGACUAGCCUUACUUAUGAAAAUACAUUUAUAAAACAUAUUAAAAUACAUUUAUAAAACAGAUGUGAUAUUAUCAGAGUUUUGAAUUGUUUACAGAUGAUGCAGCUGAAAUGUUGUCUUCUCCUGGUCAUAUAAGCUGUAGUGAAAUUACACAAAACAACUUCACAUGUAAGACACUCCAAACUAAGUGAAAUAACCAGUACAUUUCUUUAUCUGCUCAGUCUUAAUGUCUCUACAUUAGGAGUACUCAGAAACCAUCCUCUGUCUCUUUGCAGUCAUUUUGUUUCUCUUUGGAGUCAUCUUGAGUCUGUUUGGAGUCAUUCUGAGUCUCUUUGUAGUUAUUUUGUGUGUCUUUACAGACAUUUUUGUCUCUUUGCAGUCAUGUAGUGUCUGUGGUCAUUCUGUCUCUUUGCAGUCAUUUUGAGUCACUUUGCUGUAAUUCUGUCUCUCUCUGCAGUCAUUCUGUGUCUCUUUGUCAUUUUGUCUCUUUGUCAUUUCGAGUCUCUUUGCAGUCAUUUUGUGUCUCUUUGUAGUCAUUUUGAGACUCUUUACAGUUAUUUUGAGUCUCUUUGCAGUCAUUCUGUGGGCCCCUGCCACUUUCAAUGCCCGGGCCUGUGCCCAGUAGGCCCGGUCAGUAAGCCAUCCAUGUGCGCAGCUUAACAUUGUUCAAACCCACAGACCAUUAUUUUAAAUUCCAGUGGGUACUGCAAAUUUUAUGAAGAUAUCCAACGUGUUAGGGUGAAUUUGGGGGACUUGUGUAUAACAUGAUGCACGAGAUGUGUUUGUGCAUUUGGAUACUGUUAGACGGAGUUGACAACUUUUGAACAGUUGAUCUCUCUGCAACUUUAAAGCUACUUAAGAGGGGGGAUAUAAGAAAACUGGAUAUUAAUGUUAAUAUGUGAUGUAAUCAGACCCAGUAGAGAUUAAGAUUUAAAUAAUGUGCAAUAAAUCUUACCUUAGUGAGGUUUAUCAUGUUCUGUGGCCUUACAGAGCUGUUAAUUCAAUACUGUGGUCAUUUCGGAGGCUGCAGGUGUUUCAAACAGGUGUUUCUAAUAUACUGUCCAUCCAUUUAUACCAAUGAGGGCAGACCAAAUACUGGACACACCUCUCAGUAUAUUGCAACACAACUUAGCAGCACCACAAACUACGAAUAAC
This is a messenger RNA of Epinephelus fuscoguttatus (brown-marbled grouper), 3463 nucleotides long. RefSeq names its product inositol-trisphosphate 3-kinase B. Lineage: Eukaryota; Metazoa; Chordata; Actinopteri; Perciformes; Serranidae. The transcript is spliced from 8 exons. Gene Ontology annotation, cellular component: cytoplasm; nucleus. Gene Ontology annotation, molecular function: inositol tetrakisphosphate kinase activity; inositol-1,4,5-trisphosphate 3-kinase activity. The coding region runs from base 83 to 1858 and encodes 591 amino acids. Gene Ontology annotation, biological process: inositol phosphate biosynthetic process. The record is from RefSeq and is a predicted model, not a curated record.